This is a messenger RNA of Lepus europaeus (European hare), 1091 nucleotides long. RefSeq names its product transmembrane p24 trafficking protein 1 (gene TMED1). Gene Ontology annotation, cellular component: Golgi apparatus; endoplasmic reticulum; endoplasmic reticulum-Golgi intermediate compartment. The record is from RefSeq and is a predicted model, not a curated record. Bases 45 to 725 code for a protein of 226 amino acids. Gene Ontology annotation, biological process: intracellular protein transport; Golgi organization; endoplasmic reticulum to Golgi vesicle-mediated transport. NCBI's taxonomy places the organism in Eukaryota, Metazoa, Chordata, Mammalia, Lagomorpha, Leporidae. The transcript has 4 exons.
AAAGGAGCCGCGACCCAUUAGCAGACCAGAGGGUGACCCGAACGAUGGCGGCCGGCGCGGUCCUAGCCUUAGCCCUGUGGCUACUACUGCCGCCAGUGGGAGUGGGAGGGGCGGGACCCCCACCGAUCCAGGACGGCGAGUUCACGUUCCUACUGCCCGCGGGGAGGAAGCAGUGCUUCUAUCAGUCGGCACCGGCCAAUGCAAGCCUCGAGACCGAGUACCAGGUGAUCGGCGGUGCUGGGCUGGACGUAGAUUUCACGCUGGAGAGCCCCCAGGGCGUGCUGUUGGUCAGCGAGGCCCGCAAGGCCGACGGCGUGCACACGGUGGAGCCCACGGAGGCGGGCGACUACCGGCUGUGCUUCGACAACUCGUUCAGCACCAUCUCCGAGAAACUCGUGUUCUUCGAGCUCCUCUUCGACAGCUGGCAGGAUGACGAGGAGGCCGAGGGCUGGGCCGAGGCCGUGGAGCCCGAGGAGAUGCUGGACGUGAGGAUGGAGGACAUCAAGGAGUCCAUGGAGACCAUGCGGACGCGGCUGGAGCGCAGUAUCCAAAUGCUGACCCUGCUGCGGGCCUUCGAGGCGCGCGACCGCAACCUGCAGGAGGACAACCUGGGGCGCGUCAACUUCUGGUCGGCGGUCAGCGUGGCCGUGCUGCUGCUGGUGGCUGUGCUGCAGGUCUGCACGCUCAAGCGCUUCUUCCAGGACAAGCGCCCGGUGCCCACGUAGCCCUGAGCCGGGAACAGGCGUGUGCGCAUGCGCCGCGGGGGUCCCUCCCCCAACCACAGUCGGGGCCUGGGGCUGGCCUGGCAGGACGGACCGCUGCUGGCUGGCCGGCCUGGGCCCCCCGGAAGGGGCCGCUGCUCCUGGACCGUGCGUUCUGGCCUUGGCCUCAUUCGUGGUGGCGCUGGGACCUUGGCGGCCGCCCUCGGAUCUCUGGCCCCUCGCUGGCCGCUGUGCCUUAGUCCACGUCUUCCAGCCCGCAUCGGCGCUGCCCAGGAAGCCGGCCGGCCCUCACCCCCUUCCCCAGCCGGGGCUGCGAGCCAGGCUGGGGUGGGGGCCCCGUGCCCGCCGUUCUCCCCGAGGCUGGGGAGG